This is a messenger RNA of Centropristis striata (black sea bass), 703 nucleotides long. It is a transcript of the gene ndufb8, whose product is annotated as NADH:ubiquinone oxidoreductase subunit B8. The coding region runs from base 64 to 630 and encodes 188 amino acids. The record is from RefSeq and is a predicted model, not a curated record. The transcript is spliced from 5 exons. Gene Ontology annotation, biological process: mitochondrial electron transport, NADH to ubiquinone. NCBI's taxonomy places the organism in Eukaryota, Metazoa, Chordata, Actinopteri, Perciformes, Serranidae. Gene Ontology annotation, cellular component: mitochondrion.
CCCAUACUUUCAGUCUUGCGCAUGCGUACUUCUUAGUCUCUCAGACGGCAGCAGCCAGUAAACAUGGCUGUUGUUAGCUUCGGACGGCUAGCCCAGGCCCUCUGUAAAAGGAAAGUUUUUGGCAUUUCAGCCCAUUUGUCAGGAUAUAGGGCAGCCUCGGGUGGAUCAAAGGAUCAUCUACCUGGCCCAUUCCCGAUGACCCCCGAGGAAAGAGCUGCUGCUGCAAAGAAGUUCAAUAUGAGGGUUGAGGACUAUGAACCAAUUCCCGACGAAGGCGACGGUUUUGGUGAUUAUCCAAAGUUACCGAACAAAUCUCAGCAUGAGAGAGAUCCCUGGUACGAGUGGGACCACCCUGACCUGAGGAGGAACUGGGGAGAGCCGAUGCAUUGGGAUUUUGACAUGUAUAUCAGAAACAAUGUCGAUACAUCUCCCACCCCAACUGACUAUAAAACAAGACGGAAUAUCUUUUGCACUAUGGUCGGUGUCUUGUUUGUUUUCCUCUGCCUUGGGGAGAUGUAUCCAAAUUACCAACCUAUUGGAAAGAAACAGCUUCCCUACAACAAUCUGUACUUGGAGAGAGGAGGAGAUCCAGAAAAGGAACCAGAAGAAGUCAAAAACUAUAAAAUCUAGUUACUAAAAUCUGAUUCCACUUGUGUAUAAAUAUUUCUGUCAAGAAUAAAGAGUUCCGUGAACACCUAAAUUA